Molecule: messenger RNA, 15551 nt
Organism: Myripristis murdjan (pinecone soldierfish)
Lineage: Eukaryota; Metazoa; Chordata; Actinopteri; Holocentriformes; Holocentridae
Product: ryanodine receptor 2-like
Biological process (GO): release of sequestered calcium ion into cytosol by sarcoplasmic reticulum; intracellular calcium ion homeostasis; striated muscle contraction
Cellular component (GO): sarcolemma; Z disc; smooth endoplasmic reticulum
Molecular function (GO): calcium ion binding; protein binding; ryanodine-sensitive calcium-release channel activity
Source: RefSeq, a predicted model, not a curated record
AUGAGCGACCCUGGCGAGGGAGAAGAUGAAGUCCAGUUUCUGCGAACGGGGGAUGAGGUGGUUUUGCAGAGCACUUUCACUUCCCAGGAGGAGCAUGUGAAGCUGUGUCUUGCUGCUGAGGGCUUUGGCUGCAGACUUUGCUGCCUUGAGCCCACCUCCAACUGCAAGAAUGUUCCACCAGACCUGUCGGUGUGUGCUUUCGUCCUGGCCCAGUGUCUCUCUGUCCGUGCCCUGCAGGAGAUGCUGGCCAACAGGGAGGACAAAGCUGCAGGAUUUGCAUGUCAUUUGAAGUUUGCAUGCUUGUGCUUUGCAGGCAGACAUGGGGGUGGCCAUCGCACCCUUCUCUAUGGCCUGGCGGUUUUGUUCCAACACUCAUACAGUGGCAUGUAUCUCAGCUGCUUGUCUUCAUCUGAGUCAUCAACUGAUAAACUGGCAUUUGAUGUUGGUCUGCAAGAGGAUAAAACAGGUGAGGCAUGCUGGUGGACAGUCCACCCAGCAUCCAGACAGAGGUCAGAGGGUGAGAAGGUGCGUGUUGGAGAUGACCUCAUACUGGUCAGUGUUUCCUCAGAGAGAUAUUUGCAUCUGUCCUUUGGCAGUGCAGUUGACAACAAAUGCCUGAGUGGCAGUCUGACUGUUGAUGCAGCCUUCCAGCAGACUCUGUGGAGUGUCGCUCCCAUCUGCUCCGGAGGUGGAGUUGCUCAAGGAUAUCUGAAGGGUGGAGACACACUGCGGCUACUCCAUGGCCACACUGAUGCAUAUCUUACCAUUCCCUCCAUAGAACAGGGAGAGGAGCUACGGAGGAUGCUGCAUUAUGAGGUUGGAGCAGUGUCCAGCUAUGCCCGCUCCCUCUGGAGGCUGGAGAUCCUGAGUGUGGUGUGGAGUGGCAGCCACACACGCUGGGGCCAGCCCUUUCGACUUCGCCACGUGACUACUGGGAGGUAUCUGGGUCUUACAGAGGAGAGAGGCUUGCAUCUGGUCGAGUGGGACAGGGCUGACAUCAACACAACCUCCUUCUGCUUUCGACCAUCAAAGGAGAAGCUUGACUUUGGCACAAAGGUUAACGUGGAUGGUAUGGGGACCCCAGAGAUCAAGUAUGGAGACUCAGUUUGUUACAUUCAGCAUGUAGACUCUGGCUUGUGGCUCACUUACCAAGCUAUUGAUGCCAAAUGUGCCCGCAUGGGAGGAGUGCCGAGAAAGGCCAUUAUGCACAGUGAGGGUCACAUGGAUGAUGGCCUGACCCUAUCACGCUCCCAGAGAGAAGAGUCUCACACUGCCAGGCUCAUCCGCAGUGCUGUUCUCCUGUUCGGCCACUUUGUCAGGAAACUAGAUGGUUUUAAUCAACAUGGAAAUGUCCCCUCUGCGAGUCUACCAGUGGAAACAGUGAGAUUUAGUCUGCAAGAUCUGAUUGACUAUUUCCAGCCUCCAGGGGAGGGGCUAGACCAUGAUGCCAAGCAGAACAGCAUGACAGCCCUAAAGAAUCGUCAGAAUCUGUUUCAAGAAGAGGGUGUGAUAGGUUUGGUCUUGGGAUGUAUUGACCGUCUAAACCAGCACAGCAGCGGUUCUCAUUUUGCUGUGGGUGUUCACAGUGACACUGUAGAAGAGUGGGAGAACAUCCUCAACUCUUUCUAUGAGCUGCUGGCUGCCCUAAUCCGGGGGAACCGUAAAAACUGUGCCCAUUUUUCUGGCUCACUGGACUGGCUGAUCAGCAGGCUAGACAGAACAGAGGCCUUGGGUGGAAUCUUGGAGGUUCUGCACUGUGUCCUGCUCGAAAGUCCCGAAGCGCUCAAUGUCAUCAAAGAAGGACACAUCAUGUCCAUCAUCUCUCUACUGGAUAAACAGGGACGCAAUCACAAGGUGCUGGAGGUGCUGAGCUCUCUGUGUGUGUGCCAUGGUGUGGCGGUGCGGUCCAACCAGAACCUCAUCUGCGACAGCCUGCUGCCAGAGAGAGACCUGCUGCUCCAAACACGCCUGAUUAACCAGGUCACCAGCAUGAGGCCCAACAUCUUCCUGACUAUGGGGGAGGAUUCAGCCCAGCAUCGGAAGUGGUACUAUGAGCUGGUUGUGGAUCAUGUGGAUCAUUUCCUCACAGCUGAGCCCACCCACUUGCGUGUUGGGUGGGCCUGCACAGCAGGCUACCGGCCCAGACCCACAGGAGGGGAAGGCUGGGGGGCCAAUGGGGUAGGAGACGACCUCUUCUCCUACGGGUUUGAUGGGCUCCAUCUCUGGUCAGGCAGUGUAGGUCGCAGAGUGAACUCUCCUUUCCCUCACUUGCUGAAAGAAGACGACGUGGUCAGCUGCUGCCUCGACCUCAGUCCUCCCUGCAUCUCCUUCCGGGUUAAUGGUCUGCCAGUCCAGGGCAUGCUAGAGAACUUCAACACUGAUGGAUCCCUUUAUCCUGUGGUCAGCUUCUCUGCUGGAGUCAAGGUUCGUUUCCUGUUUGGAGGGAGACAUGGAGAGUUCCGCUUUUUGCCCCCGCCAAGCUUUGCUCCCUGUUUUGAAGCUCUGCUCCCUGGAGUCAAACUGAAGGUAGAGCCGUGUCAGAGAUUCGUCUUGGACUGCGGAGACGGGAAACAAGAGCUCAUUGGACCUUUAGUACCCAUCAAACCAGCUACCUUCACUCCUACACUGGUCGACAUCAGCAAGGUAGAAUUACCCCCGCAACUGGAGCACAUCCGAGAGAGACUGGCGGAGAAUAUCCAUGAACUCUGGGCUAUUGACAGGAUUGAUGUUGGAUGGACGCAUGGAUCUGCAAAAGAUGAGUGUAAGCGGCAUGAUCCAUUUCUGGUGGAGUUCUCCAAGCUCCCAGAGCAUGAGAGGAACCAGAACCUCCAGAAGGCCCAGGACACCCUCAAGACUCUCAUUGCUCUUGGCUUCCACAUUGGAAUGGCUGAAGACCAUGCUGACGAAGGAGUGAGAUACAUGAGACUUUCCUCCAAGUAUGACCAGCCUAGUGGCUACAGGCCGGCCCCAGUUGAACUGAGCCAGGUUUUUUUAAGCCCAGCCCAGGAAGAGGCAGUUGACUUGCUGGCUGAGAAUGACCACAACGUGUGGGCCAGGGAGCGCAUCAGGCAGGGAUGGACUUAUGGAGUUCAACAGGAUUUGAAGGCCAAGCGUAGCCCGCGCCUCGUGCCUUACAGCCUUAUUGAUGAGAGGAGUAAGAGGUUAGCAAGGCAGAGUGUCAGAGAGAUUGUCUGUACACUCCUAGCCUAUGGCUACAGCCUGGAGCCCCUCAACCAAGAACAGACUCUUCUACCAGUCCCAUAUCUCACCUCCGCUGAGAGGUGCCAGGUGUUUCGGACUGAUAAGUCGUACGCUGUGACCCGGGGGAAGUGGUACUUUGAGCUUGAGGUGGUAACAGCAGGAAGUAUGAGAGUGGGUUGGGCACGGCCAGGGUUCAUCCCAGAUAAAGAGCUGGGCUCAGAUGACCAGGCAUAUGUCUUUGAUGGAUCUAAGGCUCAGUGGUACCAUCAGGGUGGUGAGCCCCUGGGACACCCCUGGCAGAGAGGCGAUGUGGUGGGGUGUUUUGUGGAUAUGGCUGAGUGUACCAUGAUGGUCACGCUCAAUGGAGAGGUGCUGUUUAACGACAGGGGAUCAGAGCUUGUUGCCAAGGACUUUGAUAUCAGAGAUGGCCUGGUGCCUGUGGUCAGUGUUGGGGUUAACCAGGUGGGAAGGCUGAACCUGGGCCGCCAGCUGGACUCUCUGCAGUAUUUCACUGUGUGCGGCCUUCAGGAGGGCUAUAAGCCCUUUGCUGUCAACAUGGCUAGAGACCCGGCACUGUGGAUUAGCUGGAGACAGCCUCAGUUUAUUUCCAUACUGCCUGAUCAGGACAACUUGCUGGUCACCAGGGUGAGUGGGACAGCCGAUACCUCAGCCAGCCUGAGGGUCUCUCAGCGGUUGUCUGCGCACCAGAAUGGAGGCAGUGAAAUGAGCUUUUACCGUCUCAGCAUGCCCAUUGAAUGUGCUGCCACCCUCACCAGCCCUGCAGGGGGUGUGAUUCCAGCGGCCACCAGCCCUUUGUCUCCAGGUUAGGAUCUAGAGCAAGAGGAGGUGGACUCUGACUUUGAGGUUCUCAUGAAGUCAGCCCACGGCUUUUCCGGCUCAAGAGAUGAGCUCAACCACAAGGACCACAGCCAGGACAAAACAUCCAGAAUCAAACAACGGUUCAUGCUGAAGAAGACCAAACCAGGCCUAGUCAGCAGCAACUCAUCCGCCCGUCUUCUAGAAGAUGUUCUUGUCGACAAAGAUAACUAUGACCGUCUCAUCCAAAGCUCCACAUAUUAUUAUUCAGUAAGGGUGCUUCCAGGCCAAGAGCCAUUUAAUGUAUGGGUGGGCUGGAUCAGCUCUGACUUUCACCAACAUGACUUGACCUUUGACCCUGAAAAAGCCCGCACUGUGACUCUCACCCUGGGAGAUGACUGUGGCAAGGUCCAGGAGAGUGUGAAGAGAUGUAACUGCUACAUGGUGUGUGCUGGAGAGGCCACAGGCCUGUCUCAGAGCAGAAGAAGCACAGGGCUGGAGAUUGGUUGUCUGAUUGACACAGCCACUGGCCUGCUCACGUUUACCUCUAGUGGAGUGGAGAUGGCCACCUUCUACCAAGUGGAGGCUAGUACAAGGCUGUUCCCUGCUGUUUUUGUCAAGCCCACCACCAGCAAUAUGUUUCAGUUUGAGCUGGGACGUGUUAAGAACAUGAUGCCUCUGUCAGCAGGUCUUCUUCGCACUCAGAGGAGGAACACUACACCCCAGUGCCCUCCCAGGUUACAGGUCCAGCAGCUCACGCCGGUCUUGUGGACUCGGCUACCCAGCUGUGCAUUGAAGGUGCUGGUUGACCAGCCAGAUGAGCGUCAUGGCUGGAGAAUCCAAUGCUCUGAGACCCUACAGGUCAUGACCCUUCACAUCCCAAAUGAAAACAGGUGUGUUGACAUCUUGGAGCUCUCUGAAUUUGAUGACCUCCUGACCUUUCACCACUACACGCUGCUCCUUUACUGCUCCCUCUGUGCCCUUGGCAACACUAGAGUUUGCCAUGCCCUCUGCAGUCACCUGGACCAGUCACAAAUCCUCUAUGCCCUUCAGAGUCCCUACCUCACUGGCCCACUUCGUUCAGCAUUCUACCAUCUGCUCAUUCAGGUUUACCUUAGCACCCAUGCCACAGCACGCCUCAUGAUGAACCAGGAGUACAUUGUCCCAAUGAUGGACCAGACCAGAGCUAUCACCCUCUACCCGAGCACUGCAAACAGUGGUAUCAGAUGGGAUAGUCAACCCAUACUGGGCAUUCCCAGCAUUGGCCUUAGCACUUCUCUGAAGCCACGCAUGCACAUUUCCUCUCCUUGUUUUGUUAAGAGUGAUGGGAUGGCAGCAGAUGAUGGCCCAGAAAUCCCCCUUGAUGUACUGAAGAACCUAACUGUGGAGAUGUUGACUGCAGCAGUGCGGGCUGUUGGACAGGGUGUGAGGGAUCCUGAGGGGGGCAGCAUUGAGCUUCUGCUGGUUCCCCUGGUUAGACUGUUCUAUAUUCUACUUGUAAUGGGGGUAUUUGGGGAUGAGGAUCUUGGGAAAGUGCUGAGACUGAUAGAGCCUGAAGUCUUCUCCAGAAAAGAUGAAAGCAGUGAGAAGAAAGAGGAAGAGGAGGACAGUGAUGAUGAAUGUGAAAAUGAGUGGGAACCGCCCAGUGACAAGGAAGAUGACACCCCCAAACGAGGACUUCUUCAGAUGAAGCUUCCAGAAGCUGUCAAACUUGAGCUUUGCCAGGUGAUGUCCUACCUGUGCGACUGCCAGGUGCGCCACAGAGUGGAGGCUGUAGUGGCCUUCUCCGACACCUUUGUGGGCCAGCUGCAGGAGAAUCAGUGCUCCCGUUACAAUGAAGUCAUGCAGGCACUCAACAUGUCUGCUGCCCUGACUGCCCGCAAGACUAAGGAGUUCCGCUCACCUCCACAGGAGCAGAUGAACAUGCUGCUGGGCUUCAGAGAGGAUCAGCAGCAGGAGAAUUGUCCAUGCCCGGAGGAAAUCAGAGAGCUGCUGCUCGACUUCCACCAAAACCUCAGCACACACUGUGGCAUAGAUUUGGACAGUAACUCAGAGGAUGAGGAGGAUGCUGAGAUGUCAGUGAAAGAUAGACUCUUUAGUCUAGUGGUGAGAGUCACUGGACUGAAGAGGACACCCGCAGAAACUGAUGCAGAGUAUCGACCACAGAGUCCCAUGUUGCUCAAGGAUCUGAUUUCUGAGACGAUGGUGCGCUGGGCCCAGGAGGCUGUGAUAGAGGACCCUGACCUGGUUCAGGCUAUGUUUUCACUGCUGCACCGCCAGUAUCAGGGCCUGGGGGGGCAGAUGGGAGGACCCCUCUGCAGGGCUUAUACCAUUAACCAGAGCUCAGUGGAGGACACCAUGGCCCUCCUGGCCUCCCUGGGCCAGAUCCGCUCCCUGCUCAGUGUCCGCAUGGGGAAAGAAGAAGAGAGGCUGAUGAUCAGGGGAUUGGGAGACAUCAUGAACAACAAAGUUUUCUACCAACACCCCAACCUGAUGAGAGCAUUGGGUAUGCAUGAGACUGUGAUGGAGGUGAUGGUCAAUGUAUUGGGAGAAGGUGAAUCCAAGGAGAUUAUCUUUCCAAAGAUGGUGGCCCACUGCUGUCGCUUCUUGUGUUAUUUUUGCCGCAUCAGUCGUCACAAUCAGGGAGCCCUGUUUGACCACCUGAGCUACCUGUUGGAGCACAGCAGUGUUGGACUAGCCUCACCAUCCAUGCGUGGGGCCACUCCUCUGGAUGUGGCAGCAGCCUCUGUUAUGGAUAACAACGAACUGGCCCUAGCACUGAGGGAACCCGACCUGGAGAAGGUGGUCCAGUACCUUGCUGGCUGUGGUCUCCAGAGCUGUCCCAUGCUAGUGGCUAAAGGUUAUCCGGAUAUUGGAUGGAACCCUGUUGAGGGCGAGCGUUACCUGGAUUUCCUACGUUUUGCUGUCUUCUGCAAUGGUGAGAGCGUAGAGGAGAACGCUUAUGUGGUGCUGAGGCUGCUGAUUCGUCGGCCUGAGUGUUUUGGCCCUGCCCUGCAAGGUGAAGGGGGGGAGGGCCUCUUGGCAGCUAUGGAAGAAGCCAUCAGGAUCUCUGAGGACGUUUCUAUGGACGGACCUUCCACCACCUACCGGUCCAACAGAACACUAGAUGUUCAGGAUGAUAGUGAUGACCUUAUCCACAUGGGACAUGCAAUCAUGACCUUCUACUCGGCUCUCAUCGAUCUGCUGGGGCGUUGCGCCCCAGAGAUGCAUUUAAUCCAAGCGGGCAAAGGGGAGGCCAUCCGCAUCCGUGCCAUCCUGAGGUCACUCAUCCCCAUUCAGGACCUUGAGGGGGUCAUCAGCAUCCCCUUUCAAAUCCCUGCACUAGCUAAAGAUGGAACGGUGGUUGAACCCGACCCGUCUACAGUGUUCUGCCCCGACCACAAAGCAGCUAUGGUUCUAUUCUUGGACCGGGUCUAUGGCAUCCAGGAUCAGAGCUUUCUUCUCCACUUACUAGAAGUUGGAUUCCUACCCGACCUUCAGGCAGCCACCUUGCUUGACACUGAUGACCUGGGAUCCACUGACAUGGCUCUGGCCCUCAACAGAUACCUGUGUACGGCUGUGCUUCCCCUCCUCACCAAGUGUUCAGCUCUGCUCUGUGUGUCAGAGGGCCAUGGUAUGCUGGUCGAUUCCCUCAUCCAGGCUGUGUACCGCCUCUCCAGAACUCUCAGCUUGACUAAGGCUCAGAGAGACUCCAUUGAAAACUGCUUGCUGGCUGUCUGCAGUAAACUCCAGCCAUCCAUGAUGCAGCCUCUCCUUCAGCGUCUUGUCUUCGAUGUUCCCCAGCUCACAGACCACACCAAGAUGCCAUUAAAGCUGCUGACCAAUCAUUACGAGCAGAGCUGGAAGUACUACUCUCUAACAGGACAGGAGGACCAGGGCUCUGCCUCUGAGGAGGAGCUCCACCUGUCCAGGAAGUUGUUCUGGGGGAUAUUUGACUCUUUGGCAAAGAAGCCCUAUGAACCAGAGUUAUUCAGGCUGUGUCUGCAGUGCCUGGCCGCCGUGGCAGGGACUCUGCCUCCUGACCACAUUGACCCGUGCUGCAUGUCCCAGCUGGAGAGAAAAGGCUUCACGGACACGGAUGGACACUUUGACCCACAACCUGUAGAUACCUCUAACAUUUCUGUACCAGAGAGACUGGACUUUGUUGUGAAUAAGUAUGCAGAGCAUACUCACGAGAAGUGGUCACUGGACAAGUUUGCCAACGGCUGGGUUCACGGGGAGCAGUUAUGUGAAAACACGAAGGUACACCCUCUGCUCAAGCCAUACAGGGCUCUGGCUGAGAAGGAAAAGGAGGCCUACCGCUGGGCCAUUAAAGAGACACUAAGAAGUAUGCUGGCCUUUGGAUGGCACAUAGAGAGGACCAAAGAAGGAGAGACGUUAGAAAUGCAUACCUGCACACGCAAGAUUUCUCAGUCUGGUCAGUUGUCUUUUGAAGGGGCAUCAACCUUCAGUCCCAAACCUGUGGAUGUUAGCAGUGUCACCUUGACAUGGGACCAGUGUUCCAUGGCUGAACACUUGGCUGAAAACUACCAUAAUGCCUGGGCCAAAAAGAAGAAACUAGAACUGGAGACUAAAGGAGGAAGUGGCCAUUCAAUGCUUGUGCCAUAUGAUGCUCUCAGUGCCAAGGAAAAGACCAGACUUCGAGAAAGAGCCCAGGAUGUCCUUAAAUUCCUGCAGCUCAACGGGUACACUGUGUGGAGGGACAGGAAGAUAAUGGAGAUGGACUCCCCAGCCAUAUCUAACUGCUUUGGCUACACUCUGCUUCAGCAACUGCUAUCACACACUGAGGAGGCCCAGGAACACAUGCUGGAGCUAGCCAGAGGACAGAUGUCCAAAGGGGAGAGAGCUCCACACCAGCAACUAAUACAUUUUUUUCCCGAGGUUGUCCUGCCUCUGCUGGAACAAUUCCUGAAGAGCCACCGUCUCUACUUCCUGUCCACCUCUCCCUCUUCCCAUGGUAACAGAAGCCAUGCAUUAAACAAGGAGAAGGAGAUGGUCACCAGCAUCUUUUGUAAGCUUGGAGCUCUAGUGAGACACAGGAUCUCACUGUUCGGAAACAACGCCUCAUCAGUUAUCAGCUGUCUCCAUGUUUUGGCCCAGUCUCUAGAUGCCAGGUAGAUGAUGAAAUCAGCACCGGAGUCUGUCCAGGAAUCUUUGCGUUUGUUCUUUGAAGCAGCUGCAGUUGAUCUGGAGGUGACGGUGGAGAACCUCUCCGUGACCUUGGCUUCUUUGCCCCAGAGCAGGAGUCAGCAUCCCAGAGCAGUAGCUAGUGUCCUCAGUUACACAACUUCCACUCUUGUCCCCACCCUCACUGCUGUUUUCCAACAUCUCAGCAACCAAAAGUAUGGAGAGGAUCUCCUGGUGGGCAGCGUCCAGGUGUCCUGUUACAGGAUCCUCAACAGCCUUUACUCUCUUGGCACCAGCAGCAGCAUCUACAUGGAGGGGCAGAGGCAGGCGGCUGGCGCCUGCUUGGCAGCCUUGACCGGGGCAUUCCCUGUCUGCUUCUUGGAGCCUGCUCUCAACCAAGACAACCCUUACUCCAUCUACAACACCAUGAGUGCCACUGAGAGAGAUGACCUAAGGGUGUCAGAUGAGGUGGAGGACAUGUGUCCCCAACUGCCCUCUCUAGAGCAGGCUCUGGGGGAGGUGGAGGAGCUGGCUGGUGCUGGGGCAGGGGCUCGCCAGGCGCACUACAUCCAUGUCACAGAGGUCACCCUGCCCAUGCUAUGCAGCUAUGUGUCUCGCUGGUGGCACUGGGGCCCCGAAGGCCAGCCAGACAGCCCAAUCUGUACCUCUUUGAUUCCCCAGCAUGCCAGCAACCUGCUUGGCCACAUCCUUUACAUCAUCCACAACCAUCUGGGCAAUAGCCAGGGCGACUGGAUGAAACAGCUGCCAGUUUUUGCACAGCCAAUUGUAUGCAAGGCCAGCACUGAGCUGCUGAAGAGCCACUUCCUGCCGCUGAUGGAGAAGCUGAGGAAGAAGGCAGAAUGUGUGCUGCUGGAGGAGGAGCAAAUGAAGGUGGAGGGGCGGAAUAACCUCUCAGAUGCAGAACUAAAGAUACAGGAGAAGUUCACUCUACUAGUGCGAGACCUCUAUGCCUUCUAUCCUCUCCUCAUCCCAUUUGUGGAUUGUAAUAGGGCCAGAUGGCUGAAGGAGUCGAGCCCUGAAGCUGAGCAGUUGUUUAGCAUGGUGGCAGAGGUCUUUAUAUUCUGGGCCAAGUCUCAUAAUUUCAAGUGGGAGGAACAGAACUAUGUGAUCCAGAAUGAAAUCAACAACUUGGCUUUCUUGGUCAACAGCAAUACGGUGUCAAAGUUGAACUACGAGAGGAGGAAGAUGAAGAGGAAGGGGGAUCGUUAUUCCACGCACACCUCUCUCAUUGUGGCUUCCCUGAAGAGACUGCUCCCUGUGGGGCUGAGGGUUUGUUCUCCCAGCGACCAGAGCCUUAUCCUGUUGGCUAAGAGCCAUUUCACUCAGAGGGAUUCUGAAGAUGAGAUUCGGGAGCAUGUUUGUAAUGGCCUUUUACAUCUUCAGAGCAAGCUGGAGUCACGAAGGUGUUCGUGGCAGGAGGCUUUCCUUACAAAGCUUCCAACCCAGCCAGGGGCCUCGUCAGACCUCGAGAAGGCUGCAGACAAGAUCCUGGGAAUUGCUCGAGUUCUUUAUCACUUGGACCAGGUGGAACACCCACAUAGAAAUAAGGCUGCUGUUUGGCACAAAGUCUUAUCCAAACAGAGGAAGAGAGCAGUGGUGGCCUGCCUCAGGAUGGCUCCCCUGUACAACCUACCCAGGCACAGAGCUGUCAACCUGUUCCUCCAGGGCUACAAUAAGUCCUGGAUAUCAGCUGAGGACCACAGCUGUGAGGAGAAGCUCGUGGAGGAUUUAGCUGUGAGUGGUAAAGGAGGCCAUAUCGGCCCUGAUGAGGAGGAAAGUGCCAAACCAAUCGAUCCCCUCCUACAACUCAUUACAUUGUUCAGUCGGAGCGCUCUGAUGGAAAGGUGUGUUAAGCUUGGAAAUGACACUCUCUACAAUUCCUAUGCUGCUAUCAUGGCCAAGAGCUGUCAUAGCGAGGAUGAAGAUGAAGAAGAGGUGAAAAGCUUUGAAGAGAAGGAGAUGGAGAAACAGAAGUUACUGUAUCAGCAGGCCAGGCUUCAUGAUCGUGGGGCUGCUGAGAUGGUCCUGCAGACCAUCAGUGCCAGCAAAGGGGACAUGGGCUCCAUGGUGGCCUCUUCCCUGAAGUUGGGUAUUGCCAUUCUCAGUGGAGGGAAUGCUACUGUCCAACAGAAAAUGUUGUAUUAUCUGCGAGAGAAGCGAGAUGUUGGCUUCUUUCAAAGCAUGGCUGGACUCAUGCAGUCUUGUAGUGUGCUGGAUCUGAAUGCAUUUGAGAGGCAGAACAAAGCAGAAGGAUUAGGUAUGGCCAUGGACGAGAGCUCAGGGGAGAAGGUGAUGCCUGACAGAGAGCUGACCUGUGACCUCUUCCGUUUUCUGCAGCUACUCUGUGAAGGACACAACUCAGAAUUCCAGAAUUACUUGAGGACACAAACAGGGAACAACACCACAGUCAACAUCAUCAUAUCCACCGUGGACUACUUACUUAGAGUACAGGAAUCAAUCAGUGACUUCUACUGGCACUACUCAGGGAAGGAUGUGAUUGAUGUACCGGGCCAGCACAACUUCUCCAAGGCCAUAAUUGUGGCCAAGCAGGUCUUCAACACACUCACAGAGUACAUACAGGGCCCAUGUACUGGGAACCAGCAGAGUCUUGCCCACAGCCGUCUGUGGGAUGCUGUUGUGGGAUUCCUCCAUGUUUUUGCCCACAUGCAGAUGAAACUGUCUCAGGAUUCAAGACAAAUUGAGCUUCUGAAAGAGCUGAUGGAUUUACAAAAGGAUAUGGUUGUGAUGCUCCUUUCCAUGUUAGAGGGCAAUGUGGUUAAUGGAACCAUUGGAAAGCAGAUGGUGGACAUGCUGGUGGAAUCAUCAAGUAAUGUGGAGAUGAUACUGAAGUUCUUUGACAUGUUCCUCAAACUCAAAGACCUCACAUCCUCAGAUGCCUUCAGAGACUAUGACCCUGAUGGUAAGGGCUACAUCUCCAGGAAGGACUUCCACAGAGCCAUGGAAAACUCCAAGCGCUUCUCACAAGCCGAGACUCUCUUCCUCCUCUCCUGCACGGAGACGGACGAAAAGGAAAUCCUGGAUUACGAGGCCUUUGUGGACCGCUUCCAUGAGCCUGCCAAAGACAUUGGCUUCAGUAUUGCUGUUCUCCUCACCAAUUUGUCUGAACACAUGCCUAAUGACUCACGUCUGGAGACAUUCUUGCACCUGGCAGAUUGCGUCCUGACUUACUUCCAGCCCUAUCUUGGGCGCAUUGAGAUCCUGGGCAGCGGAAAACGAAUUGAACGUGUGUACUUUGAGAUCAGUGAGUCUAGUCGCACACAGUGGGAGAAACCACAGGUCAAAGAGUCCAAGAGACAGUUCAUAUUUGAUGUGGUCAAUGAGGGUGGAGAGAAGGAGAAGAUGGAGAUGUUUGUCAAUUUUUGUGAAGACACCAUCUUUGAGAUGCAACUAGCAGCCCAGAUAUCUGGCUCUGACAGUGGACAGAGGUCUGCUGGAAAUGGGGCUGAGAGCGAGGACGAAGAAGGAGGCCAAGACACUUCAAACAAAGGAAGGUUUUCCUUAACAUAUUGGUUUUCACUGCUAAUAUCUCUGCUUUCUGCCAAAAACCUGAAGAAGCUGAUAAAAAAGAUGACUCUGAAGGAUAUUUUCAUGUCAGUUGUUUCCUUCAUCCGAUUAAUUUUCAUGGCUCAGAUCUGCUGCAUUUGUGCUUUAGUCCGUGGCAUCGGUUAUGUGCUGUACAUAUUCUUUGUUAGUGGUGGGCUCAUAGAGGGAGCCAAGAAGAUGAGUCUCUCAGAUUUGCUCGGUGGUAUCCUUGAACCAACACUCGAUGAGGUUGCGGAGAUGCCGUGUAAUGUGGACCAGCUAAAGAAUUACUCCACCGCUUUCCCUUCCCAGAAAGAAUUGAGUGAGCUGGGUCAGGUGGCGGCUGUGUCCUUCCACAGGGAAGUGGACGUUCUGUCAGACAUAUUUGGCCUCCGAGUGAAGAAGGAAGGAGGUCAAUAUAGACUCAUAACGCAUGACCUCACAGCCAGUCUGACUGACCUUUUCAACACAGCCACAAGACACACUGCCACCACAGAUUGCUCUGAGAAAUAUCAGGGCAAGACCCAGGCCACCAGGGAGGCGGAUACAGAAGAAGAUGAGGAAUUGCCUGAAUCAGAGAAUGCAAAAGGAAAGGAAUGUGAAAACAAGGUUGGGAAGGAAGAGGCCAAGGCUAAAUGGUCAGCUAAGAGAUGCUCCAGUAAGCCUGAGGAGCUAGAGAGCCAGCAAUCUGCCCUCUGGGAGACAAUAAGCUCCCAUCACAAGACGCUGCUGAAUUACUUUGCAAGAAAUUUCUACAACAUGCGUUUGCUGGCGUUGUUUGUGGCCUUUGCAAUAAACUUCAUCCUCCUCUUCUACAAGGUAUCAUCCUUGCCUGUGCCACAUGAAGAGGUGGAGGUGGUGGCAUCAAUCCACAGUGAAGAGCAGGACUCUGCUGCUGGCGGUGACAGUGAGAGCAGCGUUUGCUUUGUCCUGGAAGAGAGCAGUGGAUACAUGGAGCCAUCACUCCACUUCCUUGCAUUAGUGCACACACUCAUCUCCUUCUGUUGCAUUAUCGGCUACUACUGUCUCAAGGUACCAUUGGUGAUCUUCAAACGUGAGAAGGAAGUAGCCCGGAGGCUGGAGUUUGAUGGGCUGUAUGUGACAGAGCAGCCCCCUGAGGAGGACAUCAAGGGGCAGUGGGACCGACUCGUCAUCAACACGCCAUCAUUUCCCAGUAAUUACUGGGAUAAAUUUGUGAAGAGGAAGGUUAUGGAUAAGUAUGGUGAGUUUUAUGGCUGCGAGAGGAUCAGUGAGCUCCUGGGCCUGGACCAGGCUGCUCUUGACUUCCGCUCUCAGACACAGGAAAGGAGGAGGCCCAAGAGAGACACUGCCUGGAGUGCUCUAUUUAACUCCGUUGACGUCAAGUACCAGGUCUGGAAACUAGGAGUUGUGUUCACUGAUAAUUCCUUCUUGUACUUGGCCUGGUACAUGGCCAUGUCAGUUCUGGGUCACUACAACAACUUCUUUUUUGCUGCUCACCUUUUGGACAUUGCCAUGGGCUUCAAGACGCUUCGCACUAUUCUUUCCUCCGUCACACACAAUGGAAAACAGUUGGUCCUGACUGUGGGCUUGCUGGCAGUCGUAGUGUAUCUCUACACAGUCGUGGCCUUCAACUUCUUCAGGAAGUUUUACAACAAGAGUGAUGACAGGGAGACUCAGGACAUGAAGUGCAAUGACAUGCUCACUUGCUAUAUGUUCCAUAUGUAUGUUGGUGUGCGUGCUGGUGGAGGCAUCGGAGAUGAGAUUGAGGACCCUGCUGGUGAUGAGUUUGAAGUGGAACGCAUCAUCUUUGACAUCACUUUCUUCUUCUUUGUCAUCGUCAUCCUUCUGGCCAUCAUCCAGGGCUUGAUAAUCGAUGCCUUCGGGGAGCUUCGUGACCAGCAGGAGCAAGUGAAAGAGGAUAUGGAGACCAAGUGUUUUAUAUGUGGAAUAGGGAGUGACUACUUUGAUAAAGUCCCUCAUGGGUUCGAGACUCACACUCUACAGGAGCACAACCUGGCCAACUAUCUAUUUUUUGUGAUGUACCUCAUUAACAAGGAUGAAACAGAACACACGGGACAGGAAUCCUACGUGUGGAAAAUGUACCAGGAGCGAUGCUGGGAAUUCUUCCCUGUAGGAGACUGUUUCCGUAAGCAAUACGAGGAUCAGCUUGGAUGAGAAGAGAUCUGUGGAAUUUGAGAGGCUCCCUUGAUAAUGUCAUCACACAGACACCAACUUGAUCGAUGCUCUUGGACUCACCAAAUUACCUCGGCUGUUGUGUGUGCGCUACACAGACUUUGGGUUUUGGAGUGAUCUUCCCUUAACACUUAUAUACAUAUAUGUGUGUUGAUGCAUGGUGCUAAUGUUGUGUUUGCUCAUAAAUUGUAUUUAUUGAAUCAAUUGGAAACAAAGGGUUGAAGACAGCUCUCAGAAUUGUUUGUAUUCAGAUGAAAAGAUAUGUGCUCUUUAGUUUGGCUUGGCUUUCCCCUAGUCAGGAAAUUGCCUGUUUUAUUGGUUUCCUGAGUCUGCUGCAAGUGUAUUCACAGGGUAGCAUGAGUCAGUUUACUAACGAUUUUAUAAAUCAUUAUCUUAAAACAGUGGAAGAAACUCAAAAUGUAAAAUCAAAAGAUGCUGUAUAGCACUUUGUAGUUUGGAUUUGUCUUUGUAAACCUCAUGUUUUCAGUGAAUGCAGUGAUCUGUCUUUGCAAUCGCAGCCCCACAUCCCUCUCCUCUGUGUCUCAUUCAGAUAAACACUCCGUCUGCUAUCUGUUCUUUUCACCCUCCUCCUCUGUUCCUUGGGGCGCUCCUUGCCUUGUCUUUUGUGCUCCUCUCUCCAUGCUCCU